AUGUCUGAAGAAAAGUUGGUGAGAAAGAUCCUAAGAUCACUACCUAAGAUAUUUGCUAUGAAGGUUACUGCUAUUGAUGAAGCCCAGGACAUCAGCAAAAUGAAGGUAGAUGAACUUAUUGGUUCCAUACAAACCUUUGAGAUGAGUAUAAGUGACAUUGUUGAAAAGAAGAACAAGAGCAUAGCUUUUAAAGCCAGACGAAAUGUCAAGAACACUCCCUCUAACAACGACAAGUCCUAUGACUCUAGUAAAAGAUCUAAACCUGAAGAGAAUUCCAAUGAAGGAAAAGGGAUUCAGUGUCAUAGAUGUGAAGGAUAUGGACACAUUAGAGCUGAAUGUCCCACCUACCUUAAGGAGAAAAUGAAAGGGCUAUCUGUCACUUGGUCUAAAGGUGAUUCUGAGAGUGAGUCUGAAGAAGAAACUGCAAAACACAUCAUAGCACUAACGAGUGUAUGUGUAUCUGAUGAUGAUUCCAGUGAAGAUGAACUAACCUUUGAUGAGCUUGCAGCCUCAUACAAAGAGCUAUGUGUCAGGAGUGCUGAAGUUUGUAAACAAGUGGAGAAACAAAAGAUACUUAUAAAGGAGUUGAAAACUGAGAAGAAAGAGCAUCUUGUAACCAUAGACUCACUCAAUGGUGAAAUUAGCAUGUUGAACUCCAAGCUAGAUCAAAUACUAUUUGGAUAUCCUAACAAUACUCAUCAAGACAAACUCAAACAAGGUACUCCUUUGAAGAAUCAACAAUGGGUGGCCAAUAGUGUUGCUCUAAUAGCUCACACCUCUCUAAAAGUAUCAGCCAAAGAAGACUGGUAUCUUGACAGUGGUUGUUCAAAAUAUAUGUCUGUAAUGAAGAACCUCUUGGUGGAUAUCAAACCUCAUUUCACUAAGUAUGUGACCCUUGGUAAUGGAGUAAAAAGGGAAAUCAUAGGUGUUGGAAAGUUAAAAGGUCUCGGUGUCCUUACAUUGAACAAUGUCUUUCUAGUAAAAGGAUUGACUGCAAAUCUUAUUAGUAUCAGUCAACUAUGUGAUCAAGGGUUCAAUAUCAGAUUCACUUAA
Molecule: messenger RNA, 1053 nt
Organism: Vicia villosa (hairy vetch)
Lineage: Eukaryota; Viridiplantae; Streptophyta; Magnoliopsida; Fabales; Fabaceae
Exons: 3
Coding region: 1-1053 (350 amino acids)
Molecular function (GO): zinc ion binding; nucleic acid binding
Source: RefSeq, a predicted model, not a curated record